Kluyveromyces lactis is the source of this 2562-nucleotide messenger RNA. It is a transcript of the gene CCM1, whose product is annotated as Ccm1p. Bases 1 to 2562 code for a protein of 853 amino acids. Lineage: Eukaryota; Fungi; Ascomycota; Saccharomycetes; Saccharomycetales; Saccharomycetaceae. The record is from RefSeq and is a predicted model, not a curated record. The transcript has a single exon. Gene Ontology annotation, molecular function: protein binding.
AUGCUUUCACUUGGAAAGAAUGGUAAGACUUCGUCAACACUGGUACGAAAUGCGCGAAGGAGUGUGAUCAUGCCAGCUAGCAGAGAUGUUAGAUCUCGUAAGAGACGGGCGAGAUCUGUCACUGAUACGAAAGAUGUGUUAGAUUUGGAUUCAAUCGAUUUCACUAAUGAGAAGGAAGUUCAGUUCAAGGUUAAUCAGUUGAAAGAGUUCACCAGAAAUCUUCGAGAACAGAUCAAGUACACUGAUGAGCUAAAGCGUAAGCAUGUUAUAGAAGAGGAGGAGACAAAAUCGGUAGAUCCCGAGAUGCAUGAUUUUGACAGCGAUGCUGGAGUUAUUUUAAGUUCAUUGAACGAUAAGGUAGCGGGCCCUGGGGCAGAACAGAAUCUUUCAACUCUUUUGUUAUCAGAUAAAGCUGAUACAUCGUUACUACCCGAGCGAUUAUCAGAGAGGAUAAAGGACAAGGACCUCAUUUUGAGGUGUUUGUUUGAUAAGAGGAAUAGGGAUUUUAAUCCGAUAGUAACAGAACUAUACCAUUCAGAACAGAGACUAAAGGGUUUAGGAAUCCAAUUUAUUUAUUCCAAGAUUCUUUCGAAAUUCGAUAAACUUUCCUUUACGAGCUUAUCCCAAUUGGAUGAGAUGAUAAUGGAAAGCGUUGGGAAUGACUCCUCGCGGUUAAAUGGUAACUUAUACGAGCAUCUCAUGUUGUCUUUUUCUCGGGUUACAUCACCAUCAGCACAGGGCAAAUUGGAAGUAUGUGGUAAACUUCGAGAGUUAACAGAGAGAAUGGAUGCUACAUUAUCGAAGAAAAGUUUCCAGCCAACACAGUAUAUGCUAAAUGCUUGUAUAUUUGCAGCUUCAAAAGCCAUGAGCUGGGAGUAUAUGGACUUUUUUUUAAAGAAAUUCACCUCGACGUAUGAUAUGCAACCUAACAGAAAGAACUAUACGACAGUCAUUUCUUUCUAUACCAAGAUGGAACACUAUAAGAAAGCUUGGCAACUCUUUGACUCUCUUAAAUUUUUGUCCCUAGAACACAAACCAGAUACUAAGGUCUACAACUUGAUGCUCGAAGUGUGUCAAAAGGAGAAGAAUUACGCAAGAUCAUUAGAUAUUUUCCAAGAAAUGGACGAUUUGAACGUCACAAAGGACCUAAAGACUUAUCUUAACGCAGCUAAAUCCUUAGCAUUGUCAAGUGCUGACAACGUAACAAGUGAAGGUAAAGCAGAUUCAUUAAGGUUAAUGAGUUGGAAGUACAUCCAUAAGAUUCAUGAUGAUCCUAAAUUAUCCAAACAGCUAACCGAAAAUCCACGCAACAACAUGCUGCUGCUAGAGACAAUGAUGGUUUUAUCAGCUUAUGAUGGUGACGUCGGAUUUGCUCGUGCGUUGUACUAUAAAUAUACGAACGCAUUGUUCAAAGCACACUUCUAUGAAUUCAAAAAGUAUCACAAAGAUACCGAUCCAGUUGAUUAUAUUCGCAUUUGGAAGAAAUCUCUUUCCGCACAAAUGUUUAACUGGCUAAUGUUAUCGUACUCUAAAUUCAAAAAGUCUCGACUACCAGUAUUAUUAGGAUAUCCAGAAGGUUCAAGCUUGAGACGUAGCAUGAUUUAUUCAGUUGACUAUUCGGGACGAGAUUCCUCCUAUGAGAAUUCAAAUAUUCAAUUACCUAUGCUUCCUAUGACUGAGCUUAAUGAUGCAGAAUUAACUAUAAAUGAAUCAAAAGCCUUAUGGAGAUUUAAUUUAGAGUUUGGCGGAAAUUAUGACAUUAGAGAAUUACCAGAAGGUAUGCAGACAGUGAAAGAUAUAGAGAAUAUUGUCAAAUGUGCAAAAACUGUUAAUGAAUUCAAGCUGCAGAUUUCGCAGCGUUUAUUGGAAUGGAAAAACAGAUAUGUCAAUCACAAGAUUCUCAAUAUGAAAUCUUUGAUAACUUUCCUCACGAUACCUAUUAGGCUUCAUGAACCCAAUGAGUUCAAAUUGAGGUUACAGGAAUUCACAUUCCAAGCGUUCGAAUUCAACGAAAGGGUGGAAUAUCAAUUCAAAAAAUCAAAAACGAACGAACUGGAAUCACCUGUACUCUCAAAAGAUUUUAACACAACCGACAGCAAUGCCUUGGUUGAUAACGGUAUUAUACCCUCAGAAUUCCUUCUAUACUUGGUUUCUAUGAAACACAAACUAGCCACUAAUUGUGCUAUCUACGAAGUGUCGAUGAAAGCAGCCAUAGCGUUCCAUGAUUACGAACUUGCUAUGACAACAUGGAAGAACAGAGGUAAAUUCAGAAUGACUGACGCUUUCCAGAAAUUAACACCAGGUGAAAGACAACAAAGUGACGCAACUUUCGCUCAACUAAUGGUCGAAUACUUCACGAAUGAAAAGAUGUAUCAAGACGCAUUGAGUAUCAUUUUGUCAUCUUUAAAGACGGUAAACUGGCAGUAUUCUAUGGUUAAGUCCCUACACAGAGCGUUGCUAGCUAUUGAAGAUGAGAACUCCGCUGCAAGACUUCUGAGUGUGGUGAAUCGGAAAUCAAAGAUAGUUGAAUUGGAGGAAGAGAUCAAGUCAUUAGACCUUUGA